Messenger RNA from Dicentrarchus labrax (European seabass), 1385 nucleotides. RefSeq names its product proteasome 26S subunit, non-ATPase 7 (gene psmd7). The coding region runs from base 62 to 1054 and encodes 330 amino acids. Gene Ontology annotation, biological process: proteasome-mediated ubiquitin-dependent protein catabolic process. Gene Ontology annotation, molecular function: metallopeptidase activity; protein binding. The transcript has 8 exons. Gene Ontology annotation, cellular component: proteasome complex; proteasome regulatory particle. The record is from RefSeq and is a predicted model, not a curated record. NCBI's taxonomy places the organism in Eukaryota, Metazoa, Chordata, Actinopteri, Moronidae.
GUGUAGCGUCGCCGUCAUUGUGUGGAGGUGGGUUGCCGAGCUGCUCUUCUUUACUGCGAAAAUGCCGGAGUUAGCGGUGGAAAACGUGGUCGUUCACCCCCUGGUGCUGCUCAGCGUGGUGGAUCACUUUAACAGGAUAGGAAAGGUUGGCAAUCAGAAGCGAGUGGUUGGUGUCCUUCUGGGGUCGUGGCAUAAAAAAGUUCUCGAUGUCUCGAACAGUUUUGCAGUGCCGUUUGAUGAGGAUGACCGGGAUGACUCAGUGUGGUUCCUGGAUCAUGACUACUUGGAGAACAUGUACGGCAUGUUCAAGAAAGUUAAUGCCAGAGAAAGAAUAGUCGGAUGGUACCACACAGGACCCAAGUUACAUAAGAAUGACAUUGCCAUCAAUGAACUCGUCAAGCAGUACUGUACUAAUUCGGUGUUAGUCAUUAUAGAUGUGAAGCCCAAGGAUCUUGGUCUUCCCACAGAAGCAUACAUCUCUGUGGAGGAAAUACACGAUGAUGGCACUCCAACAUCCAAGACAUUUGAACACGUCACCAGUGAGAUUGGAGCUGAGGAAGCAGAGGAAGUGGGUGUGGAGCAUCUGCUCAGAGAUAUCAAGGAUACCACAGUCGGCACUCUGUCGCAACGCAUCACAAAUCAGGUUCAUGGCCUGAAGGGACUCAACUCAAAGCUGCUGGAAAUCCGCUCUUACCUGGAGAGAGUGACAGCCGGAAAACUUCCCAUCAACCACCAGAUCAUCUACCAGCUGCAGGAUGUCUUCAACUUGCUGCCAGAUGUAAAUCUACUGGAGUUCACAAAAGCCUUCUACCUUAAGACCAACGACCAGAUGCUGGUGGUCUACCUGGCCUCGCUCAUUCGCUCCGUGGUGGCUCUGCACAACCUCAUCAACAACAAGAUUUCCAACCGAGACGCAGAAAAGAAGGAAGGACAGGAAAAGGAGGAAGGCAAGAAAGAGAAGAAGGAUGACAAGGAGAAAAAAGAUGACAAAGACAAAGAGAAGGAGAAGGAGAAAGCAGAUGGUGCCAAGAAAGAUGAGAAGAAGAAGAAAUAAGCGUACUUCUUUUAGGGUCUUCUUGUAAAUCACACCAUCUUCAUCUGGAUACUGAUCUACUUUCUGCCCACAGUCACAGCUCUAUGUGGGUCUCAGGCUAAAAGUAGGUGUCUAUAUGGGGAAUAGUGUCAUUUGAGAUUUGGCCUCACCAUCACAAGUGGCACUCAUAAAGACUGUUAUUAUCGUACAGAGAUGAUGUUUGCGUCUUUGGUCUUCUGAACUAUGAGAACACGCUCCUGGUGUGGUAAAACACCUGGUAUUGCUUUUUUUGUAAUAUGGAAAAAAAUGUUUUGUUUCUGUUUAACUCAUUAAAUCUGAAUCAUAUUAAAAA